AUGCAGGCCGCAAAGGAAAAGCUUAGCAAUCUGGCCAGCUCGGCCAAGGAGCACGUCAAUAUCUACAAAGCCAAAGUACAAGAAAAGUUGGAGAGAGCAAAAGCUAGGAAUAAGGAAGAGAAGAAGAUGGUGAGAGAGCGUCGGAAAGUGAAGGAGGCGAGUGCAAAGAUGGAGCUGCAUAAAGCUAAAGCCAGGCAUGCAGAGAAGAAAUUAGGUGCCAAACUAUCUCAUGGGCAUGGGAUAUUCAACUAUCACCACCCACCACCAGCACCACUUCAUAAUCAUCAACAUCAACAUGGGCACCAGCAUCUGGGAACAACUAAUAUGAUCCCUUCAAAUCCGCAUGUGUAGCUAGAGUUCUGGUUCUUCAAUAUUAAUAAUGUCUAGCUGCAGCUUGUGAUAUGCAGAUAUGCAUUUGCCAUAUGUUAUAACAAAGAAGUGGAAUUUGAGGUGUACAUUAUGUAUUCUGACAUAUUCUGAUACAUUAGCAAGUGGAAUAAUUUCUAUUUAUCGAUUCUAAAGUUGCUCAUUGGCCGGGUGCUUUCGAUUUGCGAGGUGGAUUCGGAUAAGUCGAUGUGCAUGUAUGAUUUCAUCAGGUCGAGUUCAACCAAUGUCUGAACUAGUACUUAUUAUCAGUUAUCUGCAAGUGAAACCAUAUGAAUGUAUGAGAUUUACUCUGCCUGGUGAUUUUGGCACCAUGUCAAAUGUUCAAAAUGUUCCCCAAUCGUCUAAGCUAUCACCAAUCCUGCAUAAUGCUAUUAUGUUUAACCUAAUAAUAGUCAGAGAACAUAGAUAUUAGACACUACAGUGGAGUUGGAAAAUGAAAAAGAGGCCAUGAGCAAGGGAUUAGAAGGAGAUCUUCCACAAACUCAUGUUCCUAGUUUGUUAGCAUCAGAAAAGCAGGCAACAGUUAUCUGGACAAAAUUGAUUCACAAAUAACAGAUCAUGUAACACACUGGAGAAGUGAAAAAUAAAGUUUAGGCUUUUCGUAAGGAUUGCCAC
This is a messenger RNA of Rosa rugosa (rugosa rose), 1002 nucleotides long. Its product is annotated as late embryogenesis abundant protein 6. Bases 1 to 351 code for a protein of 116 amino acids. Gene Ontology annotation, biological process: embryo development ending in seed dormancy. The record is from RefSeq and is a predicted model, not a curated record. The transcript has 2 exons. NCBI's taxonomy places the organism in Eukaryota, Viridiplantae, Streptophyta, Magnoliopsida, Rosales, Rosaceae.